Molecule: messenger RNA, 2438 nt
Organism: Nerophis ophidion (straightnose pipefish)
Lineage: Eukaryota; Metazoa; Chordata; Actinopteri; Syngnathiformes; Syngnathidae
Product: partitioning defective 3 homolog
Exons: 16
Coding region: 417-2438 (673 amino acids)
Biological process (GO): establishment of cell polarity; microtubule cytoskeleton organization; cell adhesion
Cellular component (GO): apical junction complex; cell cortex; apical plasma membrane
Molecular function (GO): protein binding; phosphatidylinositol binding
Source: RefSeq, a predicted model, not a curated record
UCGGCAGGUGUGCGAGGAGCAUGGCGGCCAUUAGUCCAGCAGGCGCCAUUAGAGUGAAGACGGCGGCUCCUACCUGCGAGGAAACAUUCCUGCUGCUUGCCGCAACAUGUGGACGCCCUCGCCGCGUCACGUCAGCUGGGAGCCCGCCGGGAACUUUGUCUCCAGUGAGUCACCAGCAGGAGGACGGCAGACACCACCCAGCCUCUCGCGGGAUAUACAACACUUUUAUGCCGCCAUGACCACCUCAACCUUCUUCCACUUUGCCCGGCAUUCGGCCAUGAAAGUCACGCUGUGACUUAAACCUUCUUCCAUUUUGGCCAACAUUCGGCCAUGAAAGUCACGCUGUGACUUCGCGCUUCUUCCUCAUUCGGCCAUGAAAGUGACGGUGUGACUCAAAGCUUCUUCCACAUUCGGCCAUGAAAGUGACGGUGUGCUUCGGACGCACGCGGGUGGUGGUCCCGUGCGGGGACGGAGACAUGACGGUCAGUAGCCUGGUCGCCCAAGCCGCCAUGAGGUACAAGAGAGCCAUCGCCAAGGACUCCAGCUACUGGGUUCAGGUCCACCGGUUGGAACACCACGACGGAGGAAUCCUGGACUUGGGCGACGUGCUGUGCGACGUGGCGGAUGACAAAGACAGGUUGGUGGCCGUCUUCGAAGAGCAGGACCCUCACAACGGAGGUGACGGCACCAGCGCCAGCUCGACGGGGACACAGAGUCCAGAACCCUACGUGGGCCAGCUGAGCUCCACCUCCGCCUUCCAGCCCUACCAGGCUGACGGCGAGAUCGAGGUCACGCCGUCGGCGCUGCGAUCGAACAUGCCUCUCCGCGUCCGUCGCAGCAGCGAUCCCUCGCUGGUUGGCCUCCCCGCCGCUGAAAUUCCACUUGGCGAGGAAGAACCGUCGAGAAAGAACCCGAGUCGCUGGUCCACCACCGCCGGCCUCCAGAAGUACAACCACCAGGCACAUCAGAACCCUGGCACCAACAGCCUCGAACGGAAGGGCAGGGGAGGCCACGCCUACCGGAGUCUUCCUCGCGACGGCGGUGGCAGGACCACUCAGUUCCAGCGGGAGAUGACCAGGUCUUCCCUCAGCGCCAAUCAUCCCAUGGUGGACCGCUGGCUGGAUCGACAAGAACAGGAAGAAGAAGAGACCAGACGGAAACUCAGAGUUGAGAGGAUAGAACCAGUGGGAAGAGCCGACUCCGCCUUGGACCAUUGGCCGCUGCCCAGUCUGGAAGCCUUGCUCAAGCCCGUGGAGGUGUCCAACAAAGGAGGGCCCCUGGGGAUCCACCUGGUGCCUUUCAGUGCACAAGAUUUCAGGACCCAGGGCAUGCUGGUCAAUCGUCUGGAGCGCGGGGGCAAGGCGGAGCAGGAGCGUCUCUUCCAGAAGAAUGAUUGCAUUGUCAGGAUCAAUCAGAGAGAUAUACGCAACCUCCACUUUGAACAAGCCCAGAACAUUUUCAGGCAGGCCAUGGCUUCCACCCCCAUCCUCUUCCACGUGGUCCCCGCCGCCAAGAAGAAGCAGUACGAGCUGCUGGCGGGCAGAAGUGACCUCAGCUCGCCCCAGUCCGGCAGGGUCCGCGUGAGCCAAGGCUCUUGGCAUUCCGGAGACAGGACCAGCCUGAAGGGGGGGAGAACAUCCAGUCUACGGGACUCCCUGGCAGGGAGCAGCCCUGAGCCGAGGCACAGGUACGCCACGCUACCCCAGUCGUUGCUGUCCAGCGCCUCGUCCACCUCAUCGGCUUCCCUGCAGCGCAGGAUAAGCACCACCUUGUCCAACAGCUCCUACGUCGCGGGCCGAGGACGCAGUUUCAACAUCCAGUUGAAGAAAGGUCCGGAAGGACUUGGGUUCAGCAUCACUUCCCGAGAUGUUCCAGUUGGUGGCAGCGCUCCUAUUUAUGUCAAAAACAUACUGGCUCGGGGUGCCGCCAUCCAAGAUGGUAGACUCAAAGCUGGAGACUGUCUUCUGAAGGUCGGUGGUGUGGACCUGAGUGGUAAAACCCAAGAAGAGGUGGUGGCCGUGCUGCGUGCUGCACCCAUGGGUGGGGUAGUCAACCUGCUGGUGACUCGUCCAGAGGAACCCCUGCUGCCUCGAGAAGUGGACCAGGACAGGACCGAGCACUCAGCUGGUUUCUCUCCCAUCGCCGUGAAGAAAGGAUGUAACAUUGAAAGGCGGGCGAGGAGAGUCCAGGGUGUUGCUGACGGCCAUGACCGUCUGUCCAGGAGUGUGUCGGGUCACCACCGCACACCUGCUGAGGUUCUGAAGGCUCUAUCGCUGGUCCAUGCCUGGGUGGAUCUGCUGGUGCCAGAAAAUGAUGAUAAAUGCUUGUCUGCUUCCAUUCCAUCUAAAUGUGAGAAGAAGAUCAGAGAGGCCAACAUGAAAGAAAUGAAAACAUGGAAACCCGUGUGCAAGCGUCAUGUGGACUUCCAAACAAGCUAA